AUGGAUUGUGGUGAACUUGAAACAGGAAGUGGAUUGAAUCAAGAUCUUUCUCUUAUAAGAGCCGGAGAUACACAUUGGAGUUCACAUUAUAAAACACUUCUACGUUUGGUUGAUUUGUAUCCAAGUGUAAUCGAGGUGCUUAAAUAUGUAGAAAAAGAAGGAGAAAAAGAUGUGCAACAACGUCAAGCAAGUGGUCUUCAAAUAUAUUUCACAUCAUUUGAGUUUGUAUUCUACUUGCACUUGAUGUUGUAUAUUUUGGGACUCACAGAUGUGUUAUCACAGGCAUUUCAAAGAAAAGAUCAAGAUAUAUUGAAUGCUACCUCAUUAGUGGAGUCAACAAAGCGACAAUUACAAAAUUUUAGAGUUGAUGGGUGGGAUUCUCUUUUGAAGAAGGUAUUUUCUAUUUGUGACAAUAUUGUGGUGGAUAUGCAAAUUGUAGAGUUUAAUGAUCGCUUUAAUGAGGUAAACUCUGAAUUGCUCGUUUGUAUGGCUUAUUUAAAUCCACGUGAUUACUUUGGUGAUUUGGAUUUGUUGAAGUUGAUGAAGUUAACAGAGUUUUAUCCAAAUGAUUUUUGCCCUGCUGACAGGAUUGCUCUUGAGCAUGAAUUGAUGAUUUAUAUUGAUAAUGUGAAAGCAGAUGGGAGAUUUUCCAACUUGAAUGGUAUUAGUGAUCUUGCUAAAGUAUUGGUUGAAACGACAAAAAAUCAUUAA
Messenger RNA from Daucus carota subsp. sativus, 711 nucleotides. RefSeq lists its product as uncharacterized. The record is from RefSeq and is a predicted model, not a curated record. The coding region runs from base 1 to 711 and encodes 236 amino acids. Lineage: Eukaryota; Viridiplantae; Streptophyta; Magnoliopsida; Apiales; Apiaceae. The transcript is spliced from 2 exons.